AUGACCCUAGGUUUCUUCUCAGCUGUGAUUGAGGGAGACAUUGGAAAGUUGUCCACAGUGGUUGAAUUGUUCGAGGCCUAUCCCAGAUCCACAUGCGUCGCCCUUGGCUUCAGCUGCCAACCCUUCAGCCAUGCUGGAGAUCAGAGAGCUGGUCCUGACGAGAGGGCACUGUCGUUGCCCCAUGCUUUGUUCUUCAGUUGGGUGACUCAGGCACCAGCCAUCGUGAUUGAAUGUGUUUGCGAAGCGGCUUCAUCAGCCUUUGUCAAACAAGUAUUACAGGCCUUCACCAGUGUCACUCGAUAUGAGAAAAGCGAGACGAUCAUGGACCUGUCUUCCAUGUGGCCAUCCAAGAGGAAACGUUGGUGGUUGGUGCUGACGGUGAUCUCUCCGACAGUGAAGUACUCCAUCCUCCCGCUGCCUGAUCAUCAUUUUCAGGCCACAGGAGCGAUUUCUGGCUUUAGGAUGUCCAAGCGUAAGUUGCAGGAUCCUGCCCCUACCCCUGUGCCACGAUCAGGGGAUUCGUCCGAGUUGCAAUCAGCAUCAGUGAUCCCAAUUCCUAGAGAGCCAAUUUCGCAGGAUGGGGUUUCGCAUGCCCGAGUCUUGAAGCCUUUCGUUCGUGCUAGUGCACCAGAGGAGUUCGUUGAUUCGUCGAUCAGCAUUAUCCGUGUAUGUGACAACAGUGUUCAAGCAAUCAAGACCAAGGGAACAAUUUCAGUUGCCAGCUUCUUGAGAGCUGAAACCGCCAUCUCAGGGUGCAGGGGUCAAGUAUUCGAUAUUUUGGGCUGUCGCCUGACUGAUGAGGCAUUGCUUGAUCCAGGAAGCUUCUAUGUGUACACUGAGAGUGAUCAAAUCCCUGAGGCAAUGACUUCAAGAAUCACUUGGCUUUCUGCCAAUGGUGCCAGAGUUGCAGUUGAUGAGAUGGAAUUCUACAUCCGCACAGUGUCUACCACCUUCAAGAUGCCUUGGGUUCCUCCAAUGAUCAUUGAGGAUUUGGCCUCUGCGCCGACCAUUUCGGCAGCUUGGCUCUCUGAAGUUUCGGGCGCUCUUGAUGAGUCUGGCAUCGUUUCGGCCAUUCUGGCUAAUGGACAUUGGAUGCCUGUGAUCGUUCACCAGGCUCCCCAUGGCAAAACAAGGUUCAUCGUCACGCAAGCUGGGGUCUUUCGGCAGCAGAAUGGAGGUGAGCUUCCUCAGCUGAAAAUCAAUCAGAUCUCUCCCACUGCAGCAGGAUUGGCCUUGCUAGUCAUCUCGCCUAGCAAGUACUUGCUGGAUAAGUUUGGGGAGCUCAUUCGCUUUCCUGUGGUUUGCGUGCGGAGCCAAUGCUGGUCUCCGCACUGCUUCUGCAAAAGGACCUCGGCAAUUGAAUCGGUGUUGAAGCAGUCGGGAUCGCAUGGAUGCUACAUCGAGAUCAGAGCACCUGACGGGAAGAGAGAUGAUGUCAAUCACUACACGGUCUGGCUUCCGCGAAAGUCGUUGAGAGAGGCCCAAGCUGAGCAAGCCGCCAUCAAAGAGCCGUCCGCCAUCAUUCGUGUGGGGCACAG
Durusdinium trenchii is the source of this 1538-nucleotide messenger RNA. NCBI's taxonomy places the organism in Eukaryota, Dinophyceae, Suessiales, Symbiodiniaceae. The record is from the annotation of a GenBank genome assembly.